AUGCGGUGGUUAUUAGUUGCCGUUGCACUCUUUGCCACCAUGGCGGUGGGUUUGCAAGCCCAGUCCGACACGCUGCCUUUCCUGUUCGUGUCCAAGUCUGUCUCGGACGACUACGUGGUGGUUGGCAACACCGUGGAGUUCACUGUGACCGUGUACAACUACGGCCAGAGCCCAGCUGCGGACGUCACCAUCACCGACGUGCUGGUCGACGGCACCACGCGGACAAAACGUGUCGACAUGCUCUCCUUUGGCGAGUCGGCGGUGCUGAAGUACACGGUGACGCCGAAGGACCUUGGCAACUACGCAGCCACUGUCGCGGAGGUAACGUACGCCCUGGAGAAGGGGAAGCCAGCCACUGAGAAGGCGUACAGCAAUGUCAUCCGUGAGGGUGACGCCUACUUCCUCGGCGAAAGCUAUGACGAUGAGAGCUUCCGUGGUGUGGUCUCAGUUGUAACGCGCGAGCGCUACGACCGUCUGCACAAACGUUACCUCCGUGAGGUUGUGGCGUACGCGUUUUUGUGCAUCAUUCCUGCGCUGUUCCCGCUCGUUGUGUACCGCGCAGAGCAAAACCAGGUUGACCUCCUGAUCCGCCGUUCAAAGCUGACCAAGUAG
This is a messenger RNA of Trypanosoma grayi, 612 nucleotides long. Its product is annotated as translocon-associated protein subunit beta. The transcript has a single exon. Gene Ontology annotation, cellular component: endoplasmic reticulum. The record is from RefSeq and is a predicted model, not a curated record. The coding region runs from base 1 to 612 and encodes 203 amino acids. Lineage: Eukaryota; Euglenozoa; Kinetoplastea; Trypanosomatida; Trypanosomatidae.